This is a messenger RNA of Monopterus albus (swamp eel), 4115 nucleotides long. RefSeq lists its product as uncharacterized. The transcript is spliced from 7 exons. Bases 159 to 2468 code for a protein of 769 amino acids. The record is from RefSeq and is a predicted model, not a curated record. Lineage: Eukaryota; Metazoa; Chordata; Actinopteri; Synbranchiformes; Synbranchidae. Gene Ontology annotation, biological process: negative regulation of DNA-templated transcription.
UGAUUCGACCACGGACUCAACAUGAAAGUGCAACUGAUUCUCACUCACACUCAUUAGCAGUCCAAUCUGUAGGUCAGCUCACACUCACUCAUCUUCAAGGCCCUCAGAAUGCCCCUUCUGGAGGAUCAACAGCAGGGUCGCACCCUGGCGGCUGUGUCAUGAAAAUGGUUGUCUCAAGUACCACACCAUCACUAUCAGCACUUUCUCUGGAUCCAGAGUUGACAGAGGAGGAGAAGAUGGCAAAAAAGAGGGAGUACUGGAGAAUAAAGAAACGGGAACAGCGAGCAGCUCGUGCAGCUCGACUGAGGCAGGGCAUCUUACAAGCGAGGGCCACUGCGGCUUUAAGAAUGAAGACCCAGAAGCACAUCGCUUUAACUACUGUACCAGUAGGCAGAAGUCUUACUAACCACACAGAAAACGCACAACCCCUGCCCAACAACAGUGUGUCUGUUACACCACAUGCAGAUGAGAUGAAAAAGGAGAGUGAGCUUGAGACAGCAGUUGACCUACAUUCUCAACCAGAUCAGGCCAUCUGUCGAGACACCAAGCCCCCAACCUUCCCACCAUCACCUCCAACAUCCCAGCCAGAGUCGGAUCCAGCUCUGACUGCAGAUAGCCAAGCUACCACUCUGCUGGCCGUGGCCUCUAUGAAGAAACUCCUGGAGGAAUCACUUAGCACAGUGGCCGAGUGCAAAGCUGUGCAGGCUGAGAUUAAAACAGAAACAACAGAAGAUGUCCCAGAGAAAGAGCUAAAGCUCAAUUUACCUCAGCUCUUUUUUGAAAAGGAUGAGGUGGCUCCUAUUGCUGCUGACCUGACGCUGCAGAUCAAAAGCUGGCAGCCACAUACUGGUGCCUUGGUACAGGCAGGUUCAUCAAGCCUGCAUUUGAAAGACUCAUCAAAGAUUUGUGACACACAUUCACCCCUUCCUACCUACAGUGAGGUAGCCCUGCAUUCCACCUGUGGCCGUUCCGCCCAGACCACUUCAAACUUCGCAGUAAUCCCCUCCAGGGAAGCCUCUGAUGAUCCAUCUUCACCACAUAUCAAAAAAGAGGACCAACAAAACUGCUGCUCUCCCGAGCCACCAAAGCUACAUCACCCACCCAUAGACCAACUCCAUCCACAGCAAAAGCACUGUGAACAACAGUGUCAGGCACAAGAAGAAUGCAGAAACAGCAACUCGGUGCAGAGCAGCUUGAGCAGCCUGCAGAGAAAGAGGGAGUACUGGAAGCUAAUGAAGAGGCAACAGAGGGCCAGGUUAAAGGCCAGGCAGAAGGAGACACAGGGAGAAUGCAGGAGCCGGCUUUCCCCAAGAAACAUCCAGGCUCCAGGUCUUAUCAGCACUGUUAAGGGUGUAAAUUCUCCAUCCAAACCAGCCCCCCCACCCAAGCUGUCGGUCGCUAGCCCUACAACACAUAAUGCUGAACAGCCACGUGCCAGUCUCCAGGUCAAAUUGCCCAUCGCCAGUGCUUCCUGUUCACCCAGAGGUCAGCAGAACAUCAUGAACAUUGGGCCUUCACAGACCGGGUCUGACUAUCUAGGAGCUCCUGAGAGUCAGAAAGAGGCCUCGCUAGGUUCACAACAAUGGAUGUCUGGAAGCACAGACGUAGACUCAGGCCCCUCCCUCUCUACUCUGAAACCCCCAGACAACCCGCUAUCUAGCAUUAACCUGCAACCCAUUGAACCUCCUGGUCAAAGUCCAAAUUCCGCCCUCAGUCCAAUAACAGUCUCUUGUGUUCAACUUCAGAGCCACACACAUAUGAUACAACCUCCCAACAAGUUAGCACCUAUAAGCACCAUGGGUCUACCAAAGCCAGUACCUGGGGAGUCUGAGGAGGACUUUCAGAGGAGGAAACGGGAGUACUGGAGGAUAAAAAAGAAGGAACAGAGAGCCAGGAAGGCCAUACAGGAUAAGGGAAUCGCUCAAAGGAGAGCCUCAAAAAACUGGAGACGCAUCCUACCUGCUCCUGCUCCGGACCCACAGACACAGGAUACUGGUCAGUGGGCGAACCCCUCUGAGGAGUCAGAACAUCUAAUAAGAUUUUCAGUGGAAGAAGAACCAGGGUCCUUUCCAUACUCAAAUUACACAGCACCAAUAGAAGAUGAGUCAGAGCUUCUGUUUGCUGACUAUGGGAAUAAUAAUGGUGAGGAAGUUCCUGUCUCAGACACCAUGUGGAGGAACCACUACCUCAUGGACUACGACCCGCUCAACCAGCUGCUGGUGUGCAUGGUUUGUGGGGAGCUGCAGUACUCUCACAGUCUGGAGGAGGUGAAGGCCCACAUUGACGAGGCCCACCCAGACACCCUGACGCUAGAACCUGGGGAGCGACAGCAAAUACUGGACACCUGGAAUGAGCAGGUGUCUCAGCGGGAACGCUUCUUCACCAACCAACUCCAGCAGCACAGCUGUUCCCUGACAGAAGCACACAGAAACGAAUCAGCAGAGAAUGGGGCUGCAGGAGUUAACUGAAGACCAGAGACCAGGAGAGAAAACCCACAGGUCUCUUAAAUCCAGGCAAUAAGUCAGUCACAGAAAAUCUGCCCUCACACUGACAACACAGCAAAUAGGCUCUUCAGAUGCCAAAAGACAACUUCCAAUCCCAUAAUUCCACAGAAAGCCUAAAGAGAUCUAUCAGACUAUUGGCAAAGACCAGUCAGGACAGGAGAAGCCAGGUCCUCGACCAAUCAUCUCGUCUGAUCCACUCACUGUAUAAAAUAUGGAGACCUGACAGCUGCCAGAAGUGAAGUUGCCACACGCCCCCUGGUGGUUGGUUGCAGUAUAGGUCAUAAAUCCCAUCCCCACCAUGUUAGUGGAUGGAACACGGGCCAAACUAAAAAAGUAGAUGACAAGUAGAAAUGAGACUGUAGUAAUAAAACCCAACAGUAUAAUGAACCGAGCAGGAUUGUAUUUAUUGCUUAGAAAUUUGACAUUUCAUUUGUAAGAGGACGAUUGUGUUAUUUCAUCCUUUGAAAAGUUGCAUAGUCUCACUUUAAAGUCAGAAAAAUAAACAGUCCUAGCAGGUAUAGCAGCCUCUGCAGCCACUCAUUGAUAGCCAAUCAAUGGGAUAUAAACAGUAGCAGAUGUCAAAUGGAGAAUUAUUAUACACUAAACAGUUUUUAAAAAAUGAAUAAAAUAGGUCAAAAGAAAUGAAAGUGCAAUGUCAGGUUAAGGAUGUGUUUCAGUAGCUGCUGUUAGAAUCACAUCAGAGCUAUAUUUACUAUAAAUCACACAGUAAAUUUAGAUUUAAACCCUUCAGAUUCAGCCAGUCAUAUAAAUGGUGUCUAGAUACACACACACACCUACAGCACAAGAAUUAAACACUUUAUACUGUAGUAUAUUUGUAAAAGCUGGUAGUUAUCAGUUUUGUAUAAAUGUUUUCCUGCACUACUGGCGGGUCUACAUUCAGGUUUGAGACUCUUCUAGACCCUUCUUAGUUAGUAAAUGGGCAUCUGGAAAUGUUCCAUGUGUUUUUCUAUGAGGUACUGUACCGUGCUGUUCAAACUCUGAACCUUACUUACACUCCUCUUUGACAACUUUGUAUGAGAAAACUUUUUUUUUUACCUUUCUGAAUGCUGUAAAAGCUGUCUUGCUUUUCAUAUCAACUCCACCGUGUGACGUAAAAUCUUGUGCAAUGUAAAUACAGAAAAUACUGAAGUGGUUACAAAAUGCCAGCUUUUUCUUUCUUGUACUGUUUCACAAUUUUUUUGAGCAACAUUAUUUAUUUAUUGAAUCUCCUCAUAUGUAACUGAUUAUCAAUGAUGCAUUUUCCAUAGAUAGUUCCAUUAGAAAUGUUUCUCAUUUGUGAGUAGUUGAGGAGCUAAAGGCUUUCCUGUGUGAAUAGCAAACAGAAGAACAUUUGUAUAUCACAGAUCAGCUCUGGAAUGCAUUCUCAUACUUUUUGUAUGAUUUUCAAUAAGAGUAAAAGGCUGAAAUCAUUUCCUGUUUGAGCACAAAGCUGUGGGGUCAGUCAUGCUUGGAGAAACUGAUUGCACAACCACAGCACAGUGUACCGUAAGUAGCUGGAUGUGACCAAGCUGAUUUACCUUCUGAGAAUGUAAUUCUGACUUGUUUACAAUUUCAAAGGCAAUGUUGCCUUUUCAGUAAUAAACCUUUUCU